UCAGUCGUAGCCCCCCAUUGGAACCGGGCUGAAAAAUAAUGUUAUCGAAGUAUCAGCAAUUAUUGCUUGUCGUCGUCGGGCUGUGUUUGAGCGUGGCCCGUGCCGAUGUCGACUGCAGCAAACGGCCCAAGUUUGUGAAUCCCAUGACAUGUUGUCCCAUGCCCGAGUUUGUCACAGCCGAGCUGAAGGAGAAAUGCCAGCAGUAUAAUAUAACGCCACCAUCGCCGCCGCCCAUGUCCACGGAGCAGCAGAGCGGCGAGGGCAGGCGUCCGCACCCCCAUCAUCAUUUCCUGCCACCCUGUUUCGUGUCGUGUGUCUUUAAUGAAACUGGCAUCUACGAGGACAACAGCCUGGAUGCGGACAAGCUGAAGGACUAUCUGAGCAUUGUCUUCAAGGACAGCGAGGAUUUGCAGACUGUGGCCAGCGACGCGUUUACCACCUGUGCCGCCAAGGUCGACGAGUGGCAGGAUAAGAUGGGCAAUCGUCCGCGUCCCUCACCACCGCCCGGCCUGCCCCUGUGCCCGCACAAGCCAGCCUUCCUGCUGGGCUGCGUCUUCAAGAACAUGAUGAAGAACUGCCCGGCCUCCGUGUGGACCGAUACCCAGGAGUGCAACGAGACUCGCGAGUUCUUCAAGAGCUGCAAGCCUCCACAUCGCCGUCAGGCAACUGCGGCUUGAGGAAAAUUAAUUAAUCUUACAAAAACAAACAUAAAAAACUACCAAAAAAAUUAACAAAGUCAAAUACCUCAGUCCAACCUCUAUAUAACCCGAAUAAAUCAGAUCAAAUCUGUAAACAAUUUGCGUGUCGGAUAUUAAA
Messenger RNA from Drosophila novamexicana, 816 nucleotides. RefSeq names its product general odorant-binding protein 66 (gene Obp49a). The transcript is spliced from 3 exons. Gene Ontology annotation, molecular function: odorant binding. The record is from RefSeq and is a predicted model, not a curated record. Bases 39 to 677 code for a protein of 212 amino acids. NCBI's taxonomy places the organism in Eukaryota, Metazoa, Arthropoda, Insecta, Diptera, Drosophilidae.